Cutaneotrichosporon oleaginosum is the source of this 1875-nucleotide messenger RNA. RefSeq lists its product as uncharacterized. The record is from RefSeq and is a predicted model, not a curated record. Lineage: Eukaryota; Fungi; Basidiomycota; Tremellomycetes; Trichosporonales; Trichosporonaceae.
AUGCGCAUCUUCCUUCCUCUUCUCGCCGUCGGUGCGCUCGCGGCUCCCACACGUCGCGGUGGGGCUUUCAAGCGCUUGAACUUCGGCAUCCUCACUGCUGUCGACGACACUGCCAAUGCGACGGACACAACGAUUUUCCCCACCGCCCCGCUCGCCGCUGGAGUGAACGUUACCGGCUUCAACGUACCGGACUGCGAGGCCUUUCUCGGUAUCCCUUACGCUGAACCACCUACCGGGGAGCGGCGCUUUCAACGCCCAGCGCCGGCAAACUACAGUCGUAACUUCGCGGCCAUCCUCCCGCCGCCGGGAUGCCUGCAAGCCCCCAACCCCAAACGCCAAUUUACCUACGGCGCGGGAGGAUUCAGCGAGGACUGCCUGUACCUCAAUGUGCUGGCGCCUGACGGGUCGGCGGGCUCGAACGCCAGCCUGCCCGUCAUGGUCUGGAUCCACGGUGGCGCCUUCAUCGAGGGCGACGGCGUGACGUAUGUCUCUCCCUUCCUGGUGCGCCGCGCCAUCGAGAUCGGCCGCCCCAUCGUUCUCGUCACUAUCAACUACCGCCUCGGCCUCCUUGGCUUCGGCGUCGGCCCCGACUUUGCCGCCCACAAUGCCUCCAACCUCGGCUUGCACGACCAGCUCGCCGCCCUGCGCUGGGUGAAAGACAACAUCGGGGGAUUUGGCGGUGAUCCCACCAAAGUUACCGUGGUCGGACAAAGCGCGGGCGCAAUCAGCAUCGGGCACCACUACCUCAAUGCGAGCCAGGACUUGUUCCGCGGUGCGAUUCUCAUGAGCGGCGCGCAAAGCUCGGCGCCCGUCGCGCCCACCUCCGAGCUUUGGGAGGGGCCGUAUAACACCACAGCCAUCGCCGCAGGAUGCAUGGAGCCUAACACUACCGCGCUCGGAAACCUCACCACCUUCGAGUGCAUGCGUGCCGUGCCGGCCGACACGCUCGUGAAUGCAACGGCGGUGAUGCGCGACCGCCAGCCAUUCGGCGGAUUCGUGUUCCUCCCUACCAUCGACGGCGAGCUUAUCCCCGAGAGUCCGUGGAACAUGCUCAAGGACGGGCGCUUCAACACCAAAAUUCCCCACAUCAGCGGCGCUACGCUCGACGAAGGGACGUGGACGACGCCGACCUUCGUCAACUCGACGGAGCAGCUCAAGGUGCUCCUCCGUCAAUCCUCGCCCUUCCCGGCCUCCCCUGAGAUCAUCGACCGUAUCGUCGAGCGAUACCCUGACAUCCCUGAGAAAGGGAGUCCGUUCGGCACGGGCAACGAGACGUUCGGCUUCUCCUCUGCCAACAAGCAGGGCGCAGCGAUCGUGGGCGACAUGUCAUUCCACUCGCGCCGCCGCAAGUUCCUCCACCGCUCCAACGACUACGGCAAUAACCAGACGUGGACGUACGAGUUCCGCGGCCCCACUCCGGGCAUCCCGCCACACGUUGGAGUGCCACACUCGGCCGAUGUGCCGUAUAUCUUCGGUGUCGCGACGCAGGAAAACAACUACACGGCCGAGGCGGAGGCGAUGGGCACGCAAAUGAUGGAUUACUGGUGCGUAGAGGCUGGGCCCGCUAACGUUAGGAUCAAUUUUGUGCAUUACCUCACGCCCAAUGGCCCCACGCCGGCGCCACAGAAAAGGCAGGACGCCUCGAGCCUUCCGUUCUGGCCUGUCCAUGAGAUGGGGGCAAAAGAUUCAAUGCGCUUCGAUCCUGCCAAUCUUACGAUUGUGCCCGACACGUUCCGUGCGGAUCAGAUGUCGGUGUUCGACGAGGCGGAUGUCGCCGCCGCGCUGCUGUACAAGCGCGACCUGAAGUGAGCUAGGUGGCAACUUGUUUGCGACUGUUCAGCAAUACGAAGAAUUUAUAAUCAAUGCGAGAAUGUC